AUGGAUGACAUUUUCACGCAGUGCCGGGAAGGGAACGCGGUGGCAGUACGUUUAUGGUUGGAUAAUACAGAGAAUGACUUGAACCAGGGCGAUGACCACGGCUUCAGCCCCCUGCACUGGGCCUGUCGUGAGGGCCGCAGUAACAUUGUUGACAUGCUGAUCAUGAGAGGAGCGCGGAUCAAUGUCAUGAACCGCGGGGAUGAUACACCCCUCCACCUGGCUGCCAGCCACGGCCACCGGGACAUCGUGCAGAAGCUCAUUCAGCACAAGGCGGAUGUCAAUGCUGUUAACGAGCAUGGAAAUUCUCCCCUGCACUAUGCCUGUUUCUGGGGGCAGGAUGACGUCGCCGAGGAUCUGGUGAAUAAUAAUGGACUGAUCUAUAUCUGUAAUAAAUACGGAGAGACCCCUCUGGACAAGGCUAAACCUCACCUAAGAGAGCUUCUGCGGGACCGGGCUGAGAAGAUGGGCCAGAGUAUGAGCAGAAUUCCCUACAAGGACACUUUCUGGAAAGGAACCACCAGAACCCGGCCACGUAAUGGUACUCUUAACAAGCAAGCAGGCAUUGACUUCAAGCAGUUGACCCUCAGCCACAAACUCAACGACAACCAGUCUGGAGAGUUAUGGAAGGGCCGCUGGCAGGGCAAUGACAUUGUCAUCAAGGUCCUGAAAAUACGCGACUGGACUACAAGGAAGAGCCGCGACUUUAAUGAAGAGUAUCCCAAACUGAGGAUAUUCUCUCACCCCAAUGUCCUUCCAGUUCUGGGUGCAUGUCAGUCUCCACCCGCCCCUCAUCCUGUGCUCAUCACCCAUUGGAUGCCCUACGGAUCUCUGUACAAUGUUCUGCAUGAGGGAACCAACUUGGUGGUUGACCAGUGCCAGGCAGUCAAGUUUGCCUUGGACAUUGCCUGUGGCAUGGCGUUUCUUCACACGUUGGAGCCUCUUAUUCCUCGCCAUUACUUGAACAGCCGUAGUGUCAUGAUUGAUGAAGAUAUGACGGCUCGUGUCAGUAUGGCGGAUGUAAAGCUUUCUUUCCAGUGCCCAGGCCGUAUGUACUCUCCAGCCUGGGUUGCACCAGAAGCCCUACAGAAACGUCCUGAGGACAUCAACCGCCGUUCUGCCGACAUGUGGAGCUUUGCUGUCCUGCUCUGGGAGCUGGUGACCCGAGAGGUGCCUUUUGCAGAUCUCUCUAACAUGGAGAUUGGGAUGAAGGUGUCAUUGGAAGGCCUGCGCCCCACCAUUCCUCCUGGAAUCUCUCCACAUAUCUGUAAACUUAUGAAGAUCUGUAUGAAUGAGGAUCCUGCCAAGAGGCCAAAGUUUGACAUGAUCGUUCCCAUCUUAGAGAAGAUGCAAGAUAAAUAA
Staurois parvus is the source of this 1359-nucleotide messenger RNA. The record is from the annotation of a GenBank genome assembly. Lineage: Eukaryota; Metazoa; Chordata; Amphibia; Anura; Ranidae.